Pecten maximus is the source of this 3988-nucleotide messenger RNA. RefSeq lists its product as uncharacterized. Gene Ontology annotation, molecular function: transcription coregulator activity. The record is from RefSeq and is a predicted model, not a curated record. NCBI's taxonomy places the organism in Eukaryota, Metazoa, Mollusca, Bivalvia, Pectinida, Pectinidae. Gene Ontology annotation, cellular component: nucleus. Gene Ontology annotation, biological process: regulation of DNA-templated transcription.
GUGAUUGACGGGGAACUGUUUUACCGUGUGAAUACCAAGGUGCUGAAAAAAGUCAAGGUCAUAUUCCACAAGCCAAUCAAGGCAAGAUCUGUUCAGAAGGAAGAAGCGAAAGAUGACGCCGGAAGCCAUGGCAACGGAGAAUGGUACGAGGAUGAUACAGCCGCAGCAGAAAAAGAAAACAUGGAUAUUUCUCUCCUAGAAGAACAGUCACGUACAAAGCCCAUGAAUAAAAUGAAAAUAUCUUUGAAGAAAAAAGCAAAAGGACGGUUCAUGACUUUGAAUGAAAUGGCUGAAUCUCCUCAGAAAGGAUUUGUGCCGGGUUCACCAAGGUCAGAGGCUCAGAGGUCAAGAACUCCUACUAGUGAAACGAUUGGUCAAAUCACAUCAGCCAAUAAAGGGGACGGACAAAGAAGGAAUGUGGCCACUUCUCUAUUUGGUGUAACAGAAGAUGCAUCUUUUUCAACACAUGUACAAAGUAAAGAUCUUUCUUCAAAAGACACAGCUGCGAAUGAAACUGGUGUUAUUUUAGAUAAAAAUUCAGUUGAGUCUAGAAAUCUAUGUGAUGGACAAGGAAAUGAUAAAGACCCUUCCAUUGCACAGGGUGAUGUACCUGUUCAAACAGCACAAGUCUCAGAAUCUGUUAGUGUGCAUUUACCUGUUGAGACAGUACAGAUUUCUGGUUCUGGUGAUGUGGGGCUACCUGUUCAGAAAGGCCAGACACCUGAGUCUGUUGGUGGCAAGUUACCCAUGAAGACAUAUGAUAAAAGCUCAUCUACUCAGACCUUUCAAGCUAAAAAUACAGAGACAAGUACCAGACAUUUACCUAUAGUGACUACUGUAAGUGCUGUCUGUAGUUCAAGCGUGAAUACCAACUCCGUUCGGGAGGAUAUCAGCCAGAAAUCAUCUUCAUCCAGCUCAUCACUUCCCAUCAACCUGGAUUUGAUGAUGGAGGAUGCUAGCUUGUCCCCUCAGAAGCGUCUGAUCCCAGCAGUGAACCUGUUACGACAUGCAGGUGAAUUUGGCUCUCCAUCUAAGGACAGCACCUGUUCUGACAUCUUGGCCAAGGCUGUGAAGGUGGCCAUGAUAGGACAGGGAGAUAUCACCAUGGAUACAACACUAAUGGAGGGUAGCAGUAACACCAGAGGGAGCUCUGGUAUACUGGCUAAAGCUUUCAACGAGGCCAUGAUGGGGCAAGGUGAUGGUUCCAUGGACUGCUCAUUCCUGUCCAGCAGUACAAGUGCUUCACAACCAAACUUAAUGUUAGAACUAUCCUCUAGUAGUGCUUUCUCCAUGGUCAGUUGUCCUAGAUUGGAUGACAACCAGAUUACUGUUCCUUUGACACAAACAAGUGUUACAGGAUCAGACAGGCCUGUUGUCCAUACAGAUAUUAGGCAACAGGAGAGUUUUAGGGAAUGUGGAAGUGAAGUUGAUGUUGCAAAGGAAAGCAUGUCCUCAGAGAAGGCUGAUCAGUCUCGCAGUGUGGGCAGUACUGAACAUUCAAUAACGAGUCAUUGUGUGGAGACAUCCGUCAACAGUGAUGUCAUUUCACAAUCCGCUGAUGACAUGUUAAAUGUAUCAACACCACUGUCCAGGGCUGGCCAGUCAUCAUCAUCACCCUCCACUAUGGAGAUAUCUAUGUCCAGCUCUGAUGAAGGGUCAAGGAGUCAGGACUGGUCAAAAGAAAUAGACAGACAAAUCUUAGAGUAUGUGAAGGAAAGAGGUACAUCCACCCAAACAUUUGAGGAGUUAGCUAAACAGUUGGGUAACAAGACAGGCAAACAGGUUCUCAUGAGGUUUCAACACAUGCUGGAGUUACUGGCUGAUGAAGAAACUGACCAUGACACAAGCUCCUCUAGUCGAUCUUCAGAAAUCCAGUAAUUUGAUGUAGACAACAGAUUCGACGUGUUCCUCAGAACUCCAGUACUUCAGUCAUCUGCCAAGGACAAGACCUAAUUUUCCUCAGAACUCCAGUAGUCUGCUAGGACAAGACUUGUCAACCUUCAAAACUCAGUUGUCUGCUAGGACAAGAGUUGUUGACCCUCAGAAUGCAAGUAAUCUGCUAGGACAAGACUUGUUGACCCUCAGAACUCAGUUGUCUGCUAGGACAAGACUUGUCGGUCCUCAGAAUGCAAGUAAUCUGCUAGGACAAGACUUGUCGACCCUCAGAACUCAGUUGUCUUCUAGGAUAAGACUUGUUGGUCCUCAGAAUGCAAGUAGUCUGCUAGGACAACACUUGUUGGUCCUCAAAGCUCCAGUAGUCUGCUAGGACAAGACUUGUCGGUCCUCAGAACACCAGUAGUCUGUUAGGACAAGACUUGUCAACCUUCAAAACUCAGUUGUCUUCUAGGAUAAGACUUGUUGGUCCUCAGAAUGCAAGUAGUCUGCUAGGACAACACUUGUUGGUCCUCAAAGCUCCAGUAGUCUGCUAGGACAAGACUUGUCGGUCCUCAGAACUCCAGUAGUCUGUUAGGACAAGACUUGUCAACCCUCAGAACACCAGUAGUCUGUUAGGACAAGACUUGUCAACCCUCAGAACUCCAGUAGUCUGCUAGGACAAGAGUUGUCGACUCUCAGAACUCAGUCAUCUGUUAGGACAAGACUUGUUGACCCUCAGAACUCCAGUAGUCUGUUAGGACAAGACUUGUCAACCCUCAGAACUCCAGUAGUCUGCUAGGACAAUACUUGUUGGUCCUCUGAACUCCAGUUGUCUGCUAGGACAAGACUUAUUAGUCCUCAGAACUCAGUCGUCUGUUAGGACAAGAGUUGUCGACCCUCAGAACUCCAGUAGUCUGCUAGGACAAGAGUUGUCGACCCUCAGAACUCCAGUAGUCUGUUAGGACAAGAGUUGUCGACCCUCAGAACUCCAGUAGUCUGCUAGGACAAGAGUUGUCGACCCUCAGAACUCCAGUAGUCUGUUAGGACAAGACUUGUCAACCCUCAGAACUCCAGUAGUCUGCUAGGACAAGAGUUGUCGACCCUCAGAACUCCAGUAGUCUGCUAGGACAAGACUUGUUGGUCCUCUGAACUCCAGUUGUCUGCUAGGACAAGACUUGUCGACCCUCAGAACUCCAGUAGUCUGUUAGGACAAGACUUGUCAACCCUCAGAACACCAGUAGUCUGCUAGGACAAGAGUUGUCGACCCUCAGAACUCCAGUAGUCUGCUAGGACAAUACUUGUUGGUCCUCUGAACUCCAGUUGUCUGCUAGGACAAGACUUGUCCACCCUCAGAACUCCAGUAGUCUGUUAGGACAAGACUAGUCAACCCUCAGAACUCCAGUAGUCUGCUAGGACAAGAGUUGUCGACCCUCAGAACUCCAGUAGUUAGUGUUAGGACAAUACUUGUUGGUCCUCUGAACUCCAGUAGUCUGCUAGGACAAUACUUGUUGGUCCUCUGAACUCCAGUUGUCUGCUAGGACAAGACUUGUCGACCUCAGAACUCCAGUAGUCUGCUAAGACAAGACUUGUCGACCCUCAGAAUGCAAGUAGUAUCUUAGGACAAGACUUGUUGUCCUCAGUAUAGUCUGCCAGGACAAGGCAAGUCGGUCCUCAAAACCCAGCAUUCCACUAGGAACGUAGAUUCCACAGUCAUGAUUAACAGAAUUAUUCUAGUCAGUUAUGCAAGAUGCAGUAGCUAGACAGUAAAAUACCCAGGACUCAGAAAUCCAGAAAUUGUUGUUUUUAUUUAUUUUUGCAGUAUUAGUUAUAUCUUUUCAGCAAAUUCGUUGUUGAUUUUAUGCAAGUAAGGUUUGCUGCCAUGUCUUCAGUAUAAUUGAUAAAUGAGAUUAAAUGUACAAGGUUGUCAAGAAAUAUUUUUUAAUUGUGAAGAAAUGUUUCAGUUUUAACUAAGUGUUUUGUUAAUAAUCAUGACGAUACAUAUUGCUGCUGCUUUAAAGGUAGAAGUGUCCCUGACUGUUUACUUGUUGUACUUUCACUGAAUAAAUAAUUCAAAAAACCUUUAAAAAAAGUAAUAAAACAGUUUAAAAACUAC